GUGGUGCGGCAGCAGGGAACACAGCUCUGCGUUAGAAAUACCAAGUUUGUUACAUCUGCUGCUCCAGGAGGCAUCAACAGAUUUGGGCUGGCAGCAGAUGUGUUCUUCAUAACAUUUACAGGUAAGUGUAGAUGCUGAAUGGCUCUCAUGUCUCUUCAGUAAACGGUGAAGGACCAGAGAACAGGACGGGAACUGUGCUGCAGGCUCUGGAGUACCAUGCUACCCCGCAGAGCAGUCAGUGUGUGCUAUGUGCUUAUGUUGGUGCUGUAUCUGUCUGCGGCUGAGGACUUCGACUGGACAAAGAACAACCACGACUCCUUCUAUUAUGGCACUUUUCCAACUGGAUUUUCAUGGGGUGCCGGAAGUUCGGCCUAUCAAACAGAAGGAGCCUGGGACAAAGAUGGGAAAGGACUGAGCAUCUGGGAUGUGUUCAGUCACAAGAUGGGCAAAAUCCAACAAAAUGAUACUGGGGAUUCCUCCUGUGAUGGAUACUACAAAUUCAAGGAUGAUACAUCUCUGAUGAAGGAGCUGAAGCUUAACCAUUAUCGUUUCUCCAUCUCCUGGCCCAGAAUUAUUCCCACUGGUGUAAAAUCUGAUCAUAUAAAUGAAAAGGGAAUCCAGUACUAUGAUGAACUAAUUAACCACCUACUAGAGAACAGAAUCACUCCCAUUGUUACUUUGUAUCACUGGGAUCUUCCUCAGGUCUUACAGGAGAAAUACGGUGGAUGGCAGAACAUAAGUAUGAUCAAUCAUUUUAAUGAAUUCGCCAACCUGUGCUUUGAGAGAUUUGGCAACCGAGUCAAGUACUGGAUCACUUUCAACAAUCCGUGGUCUGUAGCAGUUGAGGGCUACGAGACGGGCGAACACGCUCCAGGACUGAGGCUCAGAGGAACGGGAGCUUACAGAGCUGCACAUCAUAUAAUUAAGGCACAUGCUAAAGUUUGGCACACUUAUGACACCCAGUGGAGGGGGAAACAACAAGGUCUGGUUGGCAUCUCUUUGUCGGGGGACUGGGGUGAGCCCGUGGACAUCAGCAACCAGAAAGACAUCGAAGCAGCUGAGAGAUAUGUCCAGUUCUACCUGGGCUGGUUUGCCACACCUGUCUUUCAUGGAGACUACCCUCAAGUAAUGAAAGACUUUGUCGGAAGAAAGAGUGCCCAGCAGGGACUGGGGACGUCUCGGCUGCCCACGUUUUCUCCACAGGAGAAGAGCUACAUGAAGGGGACCUGUGACUUCCUUGGCAUAGGUCACUUCACCACACGUUACAUCACCCAUAAGAGCAACCCGUCAGGCCGAAGCAGCACCAGCUACUUCACUGACCGUGACCUGGCAGAGCUGGUUGACCCGCGGUGGCCCGAUCCUGGAUCAGAGUGGCUCUACUCCGUGCCCUGGGGUUUCAGACGCAUGCUAAAUUUUGUCAAGACUCAGUAUGGAAACCCCAUGAUUUAUGUGACGGAGAACGGAGUCUCUGAAAAGAUGUCGUGCACAGAGCUGUGUGACGAGUGGAGGAUACAGUACUAUAAAGACUACAUCAACGAGAUGCUAAAAGCUAUCAGAGAUGGGGUCAGUGUGAAGGGCUACACUGCCUGGUCCCUGCUGGACAAGUUUGAGUGGGAUGAAGGGUACUCUGAAAGGUUCGGCUUGUACUAUGUGGACUUCAGGAGUAAAAACAAGCCUCGCUACCCCAAAGCUUCAGUUCAGUUUUACAAACGCAUCAUCAGCUCCAACGGAUUUCCAAAUCAGAGAGAGGUUGAAAACUGGAAGAGGAAGGCCGUGGAGACCUGUUCUUCUAGCAAUCAGCUGUUAGCUGCAGAGGAACAGCGGAGUACUGCUGCCAAUAUUCUAAGACUUAUACAUGACCCGUUGACCAGCCACAUGGAGAUGGUAACAGAGAUCGUUGUUCCCACUGUGUGCACACUCUGCAUUUUGCUCAGUGCCAUCUUCCUCAUGUUCCUGCUGCGAAGGAGGAACUAACGCGUGUACAGCCACCAAGGUUGACACAGUCUGUACAUCUGAAUGCAUGCAGUGGAAGUUUACAUGAAGUGUUUGUGUGAGGAUGAAUACAACUUUUGAGGUGAAUUCAAAGACUUGGCUUGAUUAAUCUGAUGUGCUACACUGUUUGCUAAGAAAAAUAAAGAAAUAC
Messenger RNA from Nematolebias whitei (Rio pearlfish), 2143 nucleotides. RefSeq names its product lactase-like b (gene lctlb). The transcript is spliced from 15 exons. NCBI's taxonomy places the organism in Eukaryota, Metazoa, Chordata, Actinopteri, Cyprinodontiformes, Rivulidae. Gene Ontology annotation, molecular function: beta-glucosidase activity. The coding region runs from base 217 to 1974 and encodes 585 amino acids. The record is from RefSeq and is a predicted model, not a curated record. Gene Ontology annotation, biological process: carbohydrate metabolic process.